AUGGCGGCUGCGGGGAGGGUCGCGCUUCGCGUCGGGCGCUUCGCUGUGAAGCCAGGAGGACGGCUCUUCUCUCACAGCCCGAGCGCAGCUGCCGCCCUCACCGCGGAACAGCUGGCGGAGAAAAUACGCGCUCAGAAGCGGGAGCGGCUGAAAACGCCGAAGGUGGAAGUUCCAAAAGAUCCAGUGCUGAGGCGCGUACAAGAACUCAUUCAGCUCACCCAACAGCUACAGCGGGUUCAUCCUAAUGUGUUGGCCAAAGCACUCAAACAGGGGAUCCUGUACCAGAAUAAAGAGAUUGUGGUGAUUAAUAAGCCAUACGGCCUUCCUGUACAUGGUGGUCCUGGGGUUAAAAGUUGUAUCACGGAUGUGCUGCCAAUCCUGGCGAAGAUGUUGGAUGGCAUGAACGCUGAACCCCUGUACCUUUGUCACCGGCUGGACAAAGAGACAACGGGUGUGAUGGUGCUAGCGCGGGAUAAGGACACUGCAGACAGGAUCCACAAGUUCUUCAGAACCCGACAAGUGGAAAAGAAAUACUGGGCAAUCUGUGUCGGAGCACCAGAGCCAGCAGAUGGGCUGGUGGACAUUCCCAUUGUGGAGAAACAAGUGGAGAGUCACCAGUCACACUUCAAGAUGACACUUGCUCCAAACUAUCGUGUUUCCCAUGAGGAUGGGAAGACAUUCAGAGUACGCCAACAUAGAGAUGCCCAGGCGGCAGUGACCCGCUACCGAGUUCUGAGUAGUGCUUCUUCUUGUUCCCUCCUUGAACUCCAGCCCAUCACAGGAGUGAAACAUCAGCUCAGAGUCCACUUGGCCUACGGCUUGGGCUGUCCAGUCCUUGGGGACCACAAGUACUCACAUUGGAGCAAGUUGGCACCACAGAAGCUUCCCGCAAAAGCGCUGAAGAGGCUGGGUUUGGAACAGGUCAAAGCCCGUUACCUCCCCCUCCACCUACAUGCCUGUGAGCUGACCCUGCCUGAGGGAGAUGAGAACGAGGAGAAGAUCCAUUUAGUCUGCAAACCACCCCGCUUCUUCUUCCGCUCUUUAAAGCGCUUGAAUUUAGACUUUCCAGAGGGGGAGAAAUAG
This is a messenger RNA of Euleptes europaea (tarantolino), 1083 nucleotides long. RefSeq names its product RNA pseudouridine synthase D4 (gene RPUSD4). Gene Ontology annotation, biological process: pseudouridine synthesis. NCBI's taxonomy places the organism in Eukaryota, Metazoa, Chordata, Lepidosauria, Squamata, Sphaerodactylidae. Bases 1 to 1083 code for a protein of 360 amino acids. Gene Ontology annotation, molecular function: RNA binding; pseudouridine synthase activity. The record is from RefSeq and is a predicted model, not a curated record. The transcript is spliced from 7 exons.